Molecule: messenger RNA, 2781 nt
Organism: Symbiodinium natans
Lineage: Eukaryota; Dinophyceae; Suessiales; Symbiodiniaceae
Source: the annotation of a GenBank genome assembly
AUGGAUGAGACGCCGAUUUCUUCAGUGUCUCCGUCGCGGUCUCGGUCAAACCGAGCCCUUCAGAUCGAGCGAACCCUGUCCGUUGCCUCGACCGUUGUUGGCCAUGCGCAAGACAAGUUGUUCAGCCGCCUCGCUCGAGUGAUCGCGCGACUCCCGAUUUUGUGCAUUGUGCUGUCGCUGGCAGUCUAUCUGGCAUGUGUCCCGGGAAUGGCGCUAUUGAAUGGUUCAGAGAACAUGUUUGGCUUCAUCAAAAUCAUGACGGGCUUCUUAGAAGCAUUUUCAUUCACGGCAACCGACGAGUACCAGGACUACAAGCGUGGGACCGAUGUCUUCCCAGACACUAGGAGCCUCGUCUUCAUUGCCAAGCCACUAGGCGGGCGCAGCCUUGUCUCAUCAGAGGUGCUCCGGCAGAUACACAGGGCGGAAGUGCAGAUCCACGACACGACUCGCUUUGAGUCGGUGGAUCGACAUCAGUUGGGCUUUAGUGACGUUUGUGAGAGGCUGAGCUCGGGAUCGCCCUGCAUGGCAGGGAGUGUGAUCGCCACGCUCCUCGGAGACGACGUUGCGGUGCGCUUGUCCGAGCUCGAAGUGCUGGAGCAGAAUGUGAGCACACCGGCCAAUGCUGCAGCUGCCUUGGUGGUUGCCGCCAUGAGUGUGCAGCAACGGGCAACUUUGCCGCUUCUCGUUGCUUCGCCGCUCCCUUUUCCAGGGCUUGGUGCUAGCGAGUUGUCUCUAAGCCAGUGGCUCUCGGCCAGCACUGCCGCCAUGUCCACUUUCACAGUAAUGGACACAGAUGACGGCGUUCUCUUCGAAAAGCAGGCUGCCAGGGACAUCAACGGGAAUGGCUACCCCGAGAAUGCCCUGGUGAGAAUUAACCAGUUCAGCUCCUCCACGAUUGCCAUGGAGAGCGUGCAGAUCGGCAUGGACAACGUUCCCCUCAUCGGCCUCACCCUCUGCCUCAUGGCAGGCUACGUGGUGCUGAUGCUGGGCACCGACACCCGGAUUCCCGGCAACUCGCAGGUGAAGCUCCUGGUGGGAGCCUCUUGCAUUCCGGGACUGUCUGGGAUGGCCAGCUUUGGUGUUUUGGGAUACAUGGGGCAAGGUGUGAGCAUCUUAGGAACCCUGGUGCCAUUCUUAGGCCUUGCUGUCGGUGUUGAUAUCAUCUUCUUGCUGGUGUCCUCUGUCAACUCAGUGGGGCCUCACGUGAAGGACAUGGAGGAAGUCAUGGUCAGGGCUCUUCCCCGCGCUGGAGCUGCAGCAACCACCACGACCUUGACGUCAGUUUCUGCCUUUCUUAUUGCUGCCGUCACCAGCACCGACCUUCCGAGUUUCUUCUCAUUCAAUGUGGGCCUGGUCAUGGUUCUGCUCUUGAACUGGAUGGGCAUGCUGAUCAUGUUCCCUGCCAUGAUCAUCCUAAGCCAGCGCAACAUGACCGCGCGCCCGGAGCCCGAAGGCGGCUUCGCCACCAAAGCGAGGUUUGUCAUGGGAGGCGGACGGAAGCUCCGAGGUGUCAUGAAUGCCCGGCUGGGCCGUGCCGUGGAACGCAACCUGCCAUUCCAGAUCUGCGGUGCCUCUGUUUGGUUGGUGCUUACCAUCCUGGGCAUCCAUUUCGGCCUGCAGACGGGGCGAGGCAUGCCAGACACGUACUUCGUGACCGACUCCUCGAAGGUGCACGCAUACUUGGAGGAUGUCAGCAGCUCCUUUGUCGGCAGUGUGCCCAUGGAGCUGAACUUGCUUUUCGAUGAGCCGAAAGUCCUGAAGGCAUCGUACCGCAACCGCAUGUCCGACUUGAUUGCGGCGCUGAACAACCGGUCUGACCUGGCAUUGCCAGUUGAUUGCUGGCUCCAUCGUGCCGUCGGCUCCUUGAGCAGUUCAGCCUCAAUGUGUGAGGUAGACACUGCAAUUCUCACGUAUCUGAAUGACACGACGACAGGAUCCAUCAGUGCACGGGAUGCCCGCGGCGGCAUCACCGACCACCUGCAAGCAGCUCGGUGCCGCGUAGUGCUGUGGCAGCCUUCAGACGCGGACAAGCGCAGUGAGCAAGCACAAGACAUCUUCAGGCAGGUGAAGGGCGAAUUCCCCGAGGUGAAUGCCGUCCCAUACCACCUGAGCUUCCCGACGCAAACAGCACGCUAUCGUGUCAUCAAAGACAAGACCUUCAGCACAGCGGGCUUUGCCUUCAUUGGCGUGUUCGUGGCUGUGAUCAUCACCAUGCCCGUUCACCUGGCAUUCCUGGCGGUCGGGAAUGUCAUGGCGGUGACAUGUGUCUUGUUCGGCUUCAUGUGGGCCUGCAACAUCACUUGCAAUGUUAUCUCGUACAGUGUCUGCGUCAUGGCGAUCGGCUUUUGUGUCGACUACAGCUGCCACAUCGUGCACUUCGCCCAUCACGGCGUGCCGCCGGGGACACCUUGGGACAAGCGCAUGCGCCACUCGCUCGAGGCCGUCAGCUUCGACGUGAUGCAGGGAUGUUCCACAGCCUUCCUCGGCGUCGCCAUGCUGGGUUUCGGCACCGCCCAGGCCUUCCGGAUCUUCGCACUCUUGUCGGUCGUCAUCACUCUCGUGGGUGGCUUCUUUGCGCUCGUCGGCUUGCCAUGCUUGCUUGCUCUCCUUUCAAGGAUCGCACGUGCCUGCAUGGGGUCGGAGACGCCGGAGGAUGAGACGAGCGCGCCAGCUCUGCCAGCGACAGACGCAUGUGACGAGGGAGAGGCCGCAAAACAAUACCUUCAGGACAUGGAGAACCCUCUAGAUGUCGAGCUUUCUGCUGAGCACUUUUCCAUGUAG